Cryptotermes secundus is the source of this 2268-nucleotide messenger RNA. RefSeq names its product ras-related protein Rab-30 (gene RabX6). The coding region runs from base 353 to 976 and encodes 207 amino acids. Lineage: Eukaryota; Metazoa; Arthropoda; Insecta; Blattodea; Kalotermitidae. Gene Ontology annotation, molecular function: GTPase activity; GTP binding. The transcript has 5 exons. The record is from RefSeq and is a predicted model, not a curated record.
AUGGAAGGUUAAAGUACGAGGCUUUGAGUAAUUGAUAAUGUCGCAGACUAAGGAAAAUGAAUAUCAAUAAUUUGAUUUGCCAAUAUUUUUAAAAUUUCGAUUGUAUAAAGUAAACUGAAAAAGUUACGGCUAUCCAGAACAUUUUAUUCAGCGAUUUUGCUCUUGUAACUGUUGACCUAAAAUUUUUUGUAUAUACGUACGAAUGAAAGUCGUUCGUAGUGAAAUUGUCGAAACGAAUAGAAAUUCAUGCCUGCAUAGGAGCUAGUCACAUCCCACAUAGUGUAAAUGGGAUCGAAACGUACAUAUGAUUAUUAACCGUAAAAGGGAUUAGCAGAUAAACCGGAUUGUUUAGAUGGCCUCUGUUAAAGUUCCUGAACAGAAAGUUAUAUUGUGUGGUGAAUUUGGUGUUGGAAAAAGUUCCUUAUUUCGUCGUUAUGCCACGAAUUCGUUUGUUACUGCUACAGAUAGACAGUCUACUUUAGGACUGGAUCAUUUUGAUAAGGAAUACAAAGUGGGAGGGAAGGAAAUACGGUUGCAGUUGUGGGACACAGGGGGCAUGGAAAGAGUUGCUUCUAUUACAUCAAGUUACUACAAGUUUGCUGAGGCAGCUAUUUUAGUGUUUUCACUUGACAACCCAGCAUCUUUCCAUGUGCUUUCUCAGCACCUACUGGACAUUGUAACAUAUGCUGAGAAUGCAAAGAUAUUUCUGUGUGGAAAUAAGGUUGAUCUUGAAGGUCAGACACCUCAAGUUACAGAAAGUGACAUGGAGAACUUUUGUGAGCAGUGUCACAACCUUAUUAGUGCCACAUACAAGACAUCAUGUAAGACAGGCCAAGGUGUUGAAGAAAUGUUUGCAGACAUAGCUCAUCACUUGGUGGAGUCCAACAGAUCACGUCUUGAACUACAAGCAAUAGAUAAGGAAUCUUUCAAGAUCACCCCACCAGACGAGGCCACAGAGCCUACCUGCCUGUGCUAACAUUUCUCCUAGAAUAUCCAGCGCAGAUACUGAUGAAUCCAAGCAAAGAUUUUCAUGAGAUUACAGAGCAGUACUGUCAUUAGACAAACAAGAAUGGACCAUCCAUAUGGCUGCUGGCCUAAUUAGGCACAGCACAGUCUAGAUCAGUGGUCCUCAACUUUUGUCAGACAAUGGCCCAGUAAAUUCUUUUUUAUAUAAACCAAGGAACCGGUACCGGGCCGCAGCCCAGCGGUUGAGAAACAGUGGUCCAGACAGAUGUGUUACUUCAGAAAACACACAUCACAUCUAGUGUUAAAAGAGGAGAGAUGAGAGCUUUGUACAACUUUACUAAUGUGCAAUGUGACUUUUAACUUCUUGACAUGGUGCAUGCAUGGCUGUUAGCUGAUGAUGGACGCGACUGAAUCAACAGAGUGCAUCGCAGUAGCCUACUUUUGAAUCUUGUCUUCAUAUUGUAAUGACAUAAUGAGGUCUGAGAACAAAAGAAAUGUUUUUCAUGUGUAAAAUGAGCAAUUUUUUAAGCAUGUCUGAAAGUACAGCAUUCCUUUGCUGACUGUUUUGCCAACAAUGGUAUUUGAGUUUACGUAUGUGCAGUUUUAAUUGCCUACACAUGAGAAAAGACUGCUACUGGCUGCAUCAAGAGAUUAACAUUUUUGGGGGUGUGGGGGGGUAGUGUAAUAGCAUGCAAAGCUGGUUCUUUUGAUAUCUCGCUGUAUUGUGUCUUUUUUGUGACACAAUUUUAUAUUAUUAUUGUGUAGAUUUAAAUGCUUUAUAACAGAUCUUUGUGGCCAGUGAAGGAACAGGUGCAAUUCCCUGAAGUUUUGACGAGCAUUAAAAGAAAGUGCAGGUCCCCUAACCUCCAUUAUCCCAUAAGGGCUUAGUCUUGCCAGUUGUGUUUUUCAGGGGCAUAAUCCAUGCAGUCAGUGAAGGAUUGCCGUACUAGAAAAGAAUAUGCAGGAUCUAAUUUUUUUUUGUACAGAUAACUGAUAAUUUUAAAUAUGCAGCAUGGUGAUGUAUAUGUAAAAUCAAUUUGUCUUUACAGACUUGGAAUAAUUUCCUUAUAAUACUUCUUAUAGUUGCAUAUGCUGUAACAGUACUAAAUGUGCUUAAUAUCAUUAGAUUAAUAACAACGAAGAAGAGAAUUUAAGAUGCUUGCAGAUACCACAGUUGAACUCAUUUUAAAAUAUGUGCUGCUGAAUAAUAUUUGGGCUUUAUGUAUUAUCAUGAUAUUAAAGCCACAACCUUUGUGUUAUUAUAUUGUAUAUUUCGUUAUUAAAUACAACAGCAACUGCCAA